CACAGGCCGAGGGCAGUGGGUCAGGUCCUCUCGGGACACGGGUGCCGAGGGCCAGCCCACGGCCCCUCACGCCUGAGCUGCAGGAGGCUGGCGCCGGGAUGGAUUUCGGGUCCUUGGAGACGGUGGUGGCCAACUCUGCCUUCAUCGCCGCCCGGGGCAGCUUCGACGGGAGCAGCGCCCCGUCCACCCGGGACAGGAAGUACCUGUCCAAGCUCAGGCUGCCCCCGCUCUCCAGGUGUGAGGUGCUCCGGGAGAGCCUGGACCUGGCGUUCCAGAGCGUGUGCUCACAGCAGCCUAUCGGCAAGCGGCUCUUCCAGCAGUUCCUGAGGGCCUGCGAGAGGCACGUCCCGGCCCUGGAGCUCUGGCAGGGCAUCGAGGCUUAUGACACUGCCGACGAUGACCUCCGGCCACAGAAGGCCCGGGCCAUCCUGGCGGAGCACCUGGACCCCCAGGCCAAGCUCUUCUGCAGCUUCCUGGACAAGGAGAUGGUGGCGCGGGUCCGGGAGGGGCCCUGGGCGAGCGGGGACGGGCUCUUCCAGCCCCUCCUGCGGGCCACCCUGGCGCACCUGAGCCAGGCCCCCUUCCAGGAGUACCUGGACAGCCUGUACUUCCGCAGGUUCCUGCAGUGGAAGUGGCUGGAGGCCCAGCCCACGGGGGAGGACUGGUUCCUGGACUUCAGGGUCCUGGGGAAGGGCGGCUUCGGGGAGGUGUGGGCCUGCCAGAUGAAGGCGACUGGCAAGAUCUACGCGUGUAAGAAGCUGAACAAGAAGAGGCUGAAGAAAAGGAAGGGGUACCAGGGCGCUAUGGUAGAGAAGAAGAUUCUAGCGAAAGUCCACAGCAGGUUUAUAGUGUCCCUGGCCUAUGCGUUUGAAACCAAAACCGACCUCUGUCUGGUGAUGACCAUCAUGAAUGGAGGCGACAUAAGGUACCACAUCUACAACGUGAACGAGGAGAGCCCUGGCUUCCAGGAGCCGCGCGCUGUCUUCUACACGGCCCAGAUCAUCAGCGGCCUGGAGCACCUGCACCAGAGGGGCAUCGUCUACCGAGACCUCAAGCCUGAGAAUGUGCUCCUGGACGACGACGGCAAUAUCCGAAUUUCCGACCUUGGGCUGGCCGUGGAGCUGAAGGACGGGCAGACCAAGACCAAGGGCUAUGCAGGGACCCCAGGUUUCAUGGCCCCUGAACUCUUGCGGGGUGAAGAGUAUGGCUUUUCUGUGGACUACUUUGCCCUGGGGGUCACGCUGUAUGAGAUGAUUGCUGCCAGAGGACCCUUCCGAGCCCGAGGAGAGAAGGUGGAGAACACGGAGCUGAAGCGGAGGAUCCUCUCGGAGCCGGUCGCGUACCCGGAGAAGUUCAGCCAGGCCAGCAAGGACUUCUGUGCGGCACUGCUAGAGAAGGACCCCCAGAAGCGUCUGGGCUUCCGUGACGGGACGUGCGACGGGCUCCGCGCCAGCGCCCUUUUCAAGGACCUGAGCUGGAGGCAGCUCGAGGCCGGAAUGCUGAUACCCCCGUUCAUCCCAGACUCCAGGACCGUCUAUGCCAAGAACAUCCAGGAUGUGGGUGCCUUCUCCACGGUCAGAGGGGUGGCCUUUGACAAAGCGGACGCGGAAUUCUUCCAGGAGUUUGCCACUGGCAGCUGCUCCAUCCCCUGGCAGGAGGAGAUGAUCGAGACGGGCGUCUUUGGGGAACUGAAUGUGUGGCGCUCUGACGGGCAGAUGCCCGACGACAUGAAGGGGGUCGCCGUGGAGGGGGCAGCCUCCUCGUCCAAGUCGGGGAUGUGUCUGAUGUCCUAGACGACCCAGAGUCCAC
Molecule: messenger RNA, 1809 nt
Organism: Ceratotherium simum simum (southern white rhinoceros)
Lineage: Eukaryota; Metazoa; Chordata; Mammalia; Perissodactyla; Rhinocerotidae
Gene: GRK1
Product: G protein-coupled receptor kinase 1
Biological process (GO): signal transduction; visual perception; regulation of opsin-mediated signaling pathway
Cellular component (GO): cytoplasm
Molecular function (GO): ATP binding; rhodopsin kinase activity
Source: RefSeq, a predicted model, not a curated record